GGCGCGCCAGCUGCGGGAUGCUAACGCGACCAGACACCCAUCCUCUCCGCUCUCCCUCUGUGGAGAGGACGAUUUGGGAGAGGUGAAGGCAAAUCAAGAAUCAGAACUGAAACUCAAAUCAUUUGCUCCUCCAUAUGAUCAUUCUGGGCAGUCUUCCUGAUGCCAUCACAGCCUCUGCCUGAACCCCAACAGGAAGGUCCAAAGCAGCAGAUGCAAACCCAGACAGGGCAAACUGGUGGAUUACUCUGUGUCCAGAAAAAUGGAGCUCAAGGCCAUGAACAGAUACACCAUCCCAGGGAACCUGGCUGUCUUCCCCUAUCUGACCAUGGGGUUGCUGGCUAUUGGCUGGUUCUUCACUCGCUGGUACUUUGUUUAUGAAGCCACCUCCACCAAGCACACUCAUGAUAUGUACAAAAAGCUUCUCAUCUCCUUGGUGGCCUUGCUAUUCAUUGACUUUGGAGUUCUCUUCCUGUUACUCUGGGUUGGCAUCUACAUAUGAGCUCCAAGGGAUCCAACCAGGUAGAGUCAUUGAAUCUUGGUUUUUGUAAAUUAAUUUUUUUAACUGUUGCUGUAAGUGUCCCAUCUGCUGCUCACAGUAAAGGCAGAUGUGGAAAGAGAAAGAAAGAAGGAAGAAGAAGAGGAAGAAGAAGAAGGAGAAGGAGAAGGAGAAGAAAGAAGAAAGAAAGAAAGAAAGAAAGAGAGAACGAAGAAAGAAAGAGGAGGAAGGGAGGGAGGGAAGGAGGAAGGAAGGAAGGAAAGAAGGAAGGAAGGAAGGAAGGAAGAAGGAAGGAAAGAAAUCCUGAAUAGGAACGUCAGAAUAAGUUUGAUGCUGGUAAACUGCUCAGCAUUGCCCCUGACCUUCAGAACUAGGACCAUGUCAUCCUCAUAGCAUUUACUCAGGGCCACAGCUGCAAAGUCAUGGAAACCUGCAAAGCAAGCCCAUCAUCAGGCAAUAAAAAUCAUAAUAGCACUUACUAUGUGCCAGGCACUGUUGAUUGAGU
Mesoplodon densirostris (Blainville's beaked whale) is the source of this 1001-nucleotide messenger RNA. RefSeq names its product transmembrane protein 258-like. The record is from RefSeq and is a predicted model, not a curated record. Gene Ontology annotation, biological process: protein N-linked glycosylation. The transcript has 3 exons. The coding region runs from base 260 to 499 and encodes 79 amino acids. Lineage: Eukaryota; Metazoa; Chordata; Mammalia; Artiodactyla; Ziphiidae. Gene Ontology annotation, cellular component: membrane-bounded organelle.